AGUCGAAAAUGGAAAGGACUCCACCAAGGAAGCGCGGGAGGCUGAAGCGAUCGACGACAUCCUCCAUGGGCAAGGGCAAAGAUGCCGCCGGAACGCCCUCCAGAAUUAAACCGUCUGCCUCCCACAAGAGGAAGCCCGCCGUUAACGAGGGUUAUAACCACUGGAAGCACAGCUCGUCCCCGUGCUUUAUGAUUGGAUCGCCUCUCACAAUCUUACCUGGCCCUCUCUCUCCUGCCGCUGGGGGCCUGUUCUUGAACGAGGAGCUCAAAAGAACAUACAACGACUUUAUGUUGCGAUUCGAGCUCAAAGCCAGCGAGACCGCAACGAUCACUGCAAAUCACACAGCAAAAGCAAGCAACACAACCUCACGCAACAGAGUUUUUAUUUGGGACGUGGAGGCACAACCUAAUCGGCGAGCUAUUCUUGGAGCUGAGGAGUCUCGCCCAGAUUUGGUCUUAUCAGGACACCAAGACAUUGCAGAAUUUGCUCUUGCAAUGUGCCGAGCCGAACCCUUUGUGCUCUCUGGAGGGAGGGAUAAAUCUGUUGUGUUGUGGAGUAUUCAGGAUCAUGUUUCAACACUUGCCAAUGCUGGAACCCAAUCUGCUGAGUCUGCUAGUUCAAUCAUAAAGGCUGCUGAUAAUUCUACAGUUGGCUCACGCGGGAUCUUCCAAGGCCACACUGAUACAGUUGAGGAUGUUCAGUUUUGUCCAUCAAGCUCUCAGCAAUUUUGUAGUGUUGGAGAUGAUUCUUGUUUGAUAUUUUGGGACGCAAGGAUUGGAAGUGAUCCGGUUGUUAAGGUGCAUGUUUCAGCGAGUGGAGUAAGUGCCCCUGUCCAUAAAUUUUCAGGUCACAGUGCAGCUGUUCUCUCUGUCCAGUUGUCACCUGACAAAUGCUCUGUAUUUGGGAGCUGUGCAGAAGAUGGCUUGUUAAACAUCUGGGACUAUGAGGAUUUUAGGUUGGUCAGAAGGAAGACACAGGGUCAGACCCUGAUACUCCAGCAGGGUUGUUUUUCAAACAUGCUGGGCACAGGGAUAAGGUUGUUGACUUCCAUUGGAAUGUUGAUGAUCCAUGGACAAUUGUUAGUGUAUCUGAUGAUGGGGAAUUCGCCGGUGGGGGUGGUACUCUUCAGAUGUGGCGUAUGACAGAUCUUCUAUCCCUACCUCAAGAUGAAGUUUUGGCUGAGCUUCAGAAAUUCAAAGACCAUGUGAGUGAGUGCUCCAAGACUUGUGUGUGACAAUGACAUCAUUCUGUUGAAUAUGUAGAAAUGAAGUGGAUUUAUGCUAUUAUCUGGCCUUGUAUGGGUAUGCAUAUUAGUAGGGAAUAUUCAUUUGAUUUUGCGGCAUAAUAUUUGGAGCAAGGCAUCAAGUUGUGUUUAAAA
Molecule: messenger RNA, 1378 nt
Organism: Salvia splendens (bonfire salvia)
Lineage: Eukaryota; Viridiplantae; Streptophyta; Magnoliopsida; Lamiales; Lamiaceae
Product: WD-40 repeat-containing protein MSI4
Exons: 11
Coding region: 9-1142 (377 amino acids)
Molecular function (GO): protein binding
Source: RefSeq, a predicted model, not a curated record